AGCAUGCUGCACUGCGGUAAAUACAGCACGAGUACACGCUGCACUGGGGUAAAUGCGGUAUAGCUGCAGUGCAGCUACUCACACACUCGCCACAGGGGGCAGCACUUCCACCUCACAAGUUCACUUCCAUGCAUGUGCUGCCUCGUUGCGCUCCUUUCAGCUCCUGAGCCCCCUGUGCAGGCUGGGCUCGGGUUCCGCCAGGGUCUCGCAGUAUCUGGCCCUCCUGGAGUUGAGCGCCGGCGGCCAGGCGUGGCUGCGCACCAGCUGGGGCAUCCGCGUGGCCUCCUGUAGGGCGGCGGUGCUGCGCGCCCAGAGCACCCUUCAGCAGCUGGUGGACACGGCUGCAGAGACCUUCAGACACAUGUUCUCCUGCCAGUUCAACCCGUCUCUGGACCAGCUGCACAUUAGCGCCACGGUGCAGAGGGUGCGGAACCACGUGCUCAAGCAGCUGGACCACGACCUGAGGAACACUCAGUACCAGCUAAUCCUGGAGUGUGUGCUCCAGCUGAGUCUGCCCAGGCUGCUGCAGGGCCUGGGCCAGCAGGACCUGUCUCACUACGAGCAGCUGGUGGACUCGGACUACGCCCCCUUCCUCCAGCCACACGUCCUGUACCACCAGGUGCUGAGGGAGCACCUGAGCCAGGAGAUCCGAGAAGUUAUGAAGCACUCGUUGCCUCGACACUGCAUCCCGCUGCCAGCUGGCGGACUCUCCGAUCACGUCUCCGAGGACGGGACGCCCCCUGAAGGUCCGUCACGGCCCUGCAGCCGCCUCUCGCCAUCGGCCUCUCUCUCGUCCAGCGUCGACUCCUACGAGAACAUCCAGGAGUGAGACAGAAGCUCCCGAAACCUGAAGGAGGCCAUCUGCAUCGGCAGAAUCAGCACACAGUAAUAAACGUGGCUGGUUUAAGUAGGAAAUAUGGAGAAUAUGACAAAUGUGCACGAAUAUUACAUAGCAGAGAAUAAAAUGUUCAAGGAAUUCCUCAGCCCAGCAGGAGAACAUGGUUCCUCCGGUCCACACAAUCUGCAUAAAUGGGUAAAUGAGGGUAAGGAGCUUAACACCUAAGUCGCUGUGGAGAAAAGUGUCAGAUAAAUGAAUAAAGGUUCGCUAAAUGAAUUUCAAAGUGUUUCGCGGCACUUAUGAAAAUAAAAACAGCCACAACCAGACUGCUACAGUCCUCCACCUCCCCCCGCCUGGCGGUCCCACGUAAAAUCAAAAGCACGAAGGUCUUCGGUUCUGGCUGCGAUGCGGCGGAAAGAUCUCCCCCUGUCACUCGGAACUGCUGAAUCUCUCUCUGUGUUCAGGAAGGGUC
Scleropages formosus (Asian bonytongue) is the source of this 1310-nucleotide messenger RNA. Its product is annotated as protein Niban-like. The record is from RefSeq and is a predicted model, not a curated record. The transcript has 5 exons. Lineage: Eukaryota; Metazoa; Chordata; Actinopteri; Osteoglossiformes; Osteoglossidae. Bases 53 to 829 code for a protein of 258 amino acids.